AUGGCUCCCUCGGGUUUUCGACAGUGCAUGCGCCAUGUCAGCCUCUACCUCAUUGUCUUGAUUCUUGUCUCGACCUUGGGCCCCCUGCAGUUCGGCUUCCACCUUGCCGAACUCAACGCACCUCAGGAUGUUCUCACCUGCCGGAAGAAGUCCAUUGCCUCCAAGAGCAUCAUGCUGAAAUGGGUUCAUGCCAAGUCCCCCGACACCGAUAGCUGGCUUCCCGACUGUAUUCCCAUGACCGAUGCCGUUUUCGCGACCGUCUCCUCCAUAUUCACCGUCGGCGGCCUCGUUGGAGCUCUCUGCGCCGGCCCCUUCUCCUCCAAACGCGGCCGACGUCCUGCCAUGCGGAUUACCGCCAUCUUCUUCGUCAUCGGCGCCGUCAUCGAGACGCUCGCUGGAGGGGCUCCCGCCUUGGCCAUCGGCCGGUUCUUCACAGGCGCCGCCGGUGGCGCGUCGACUGUCAUCGUCCCGCUGUACAUUAGCGAGAUUGCGCCACCCAAAGAGCGCGGUCUGUUCGGGGCCAUGACCCAGGUCUCCAUCAACGUUGGCAUUCUGACUGUCCAGACACUGGGCUUCUUCCUGAGCUACGGCAGGGCAUGGCGGUGGAUCCUGGCCGCGGGCGUCUUCGCUGCCCUGGGCCAGGCCUUUGGUCUCUUGCUGAUCCCCGAGAGCCCCGCCUGGCUCGCCGCCAACGGUGACAUUCCGAGAGCACGCCGCACCCUGCAGCGGAUCCGCGGCAAGGACUUUGACAUCCGCGAGGAAGUCAAGGAUUGGGAUGGAGAGACCAACGCCGAGCAAGAGGGUCUUCUGGCCCAGGCCGACGACGCGCCGCCCGUGUCUCCUGCUCUCUCCAAGCAUAGCUCGCCUGUUCAUCUCGGCUUCUUUCAAGUUAUCAAGGACCCGGUAACCCGCCCUGCCAUCGCUGCCGUCGUCGGCAUCAUGUUUGCGCAGCAGCUGUGUGGCAUUAACUCCAUCAUCAUGUACUCCGUGUCUUUGCUGACGGACCUGCUCCCCGUGAGCUCGGCCCUGCUGACGAUCCUGAUCUCCGUGGUCAACCUCAUCACCACCGCCGCAUGCUCUCCGCUACCGGACAAGCUUGGCCGUAAGAGGUGCAUCCUGAUCUCCAUCAUUGGACAGGGCAUCAGCUCGUUCAUUCUGGCUCUAUCAAUCCGGCUUGGAGCCAAGAUCCUGUCGGCCGUGUCGGUUGUGACCUUUGUGGCCUUCUUCGCGGUCGGCCUGGGGCCAGUCCCCUUCAUCCUUGCCUCGGAGCUGGUUGGACAGGAGGCCGUUGGCGCGACCCAGUCUUGGUCUCUGGGGUCCAACUACAUCGCGACUUUCCUUGUCGCUCAGUUCUUCCCCAUCACUAACAACGCGCUCAACCAUUGGCUUGGGGGUGCCGGCUGGGUAUACUUCCUUUUCGCCGGCUUUGCUCUGCUGUUUGCUAUUUUCGUCUCAGUCAAGGUUCCCGAGACAAAGGGCAAGAAGGAUGCCGACGAGGUUUGGGGCCGAGCUCGACGCCUCGAUUAA
Colletotrichum graminicola M1.001 is the source of this 1527-nucleotide messenger RNA. RefSeq lists its product as uncharacterized. NCBI's taxonomy places the organism in Eukaryota, Fungi, Ascomycota, Sordariomycetes, Glomerellales, Glomerellaceae. Gene Ontology annotation, biological process: monosaccharide transmembrane transport. The coding region runs from base 1 to 1527 and encodes 508 amino acids. The transcript is spliced from 2 exons. The record is from RefSeq and is a predicted model, not a curated record. Gene Ontology annotation, cellular component: membrane. Gene Ontology annotation, molecular function: hexose transmembrane transporter activity.